AUGACUGACAUUUUACUGAAGGAAGCAUAUGUUUUCAUUCGUAUGAUGUACGCUCGCAGAUUUUUAACUAAGUGUUAUUAUGGCUAUUUUGUGCUUAUGGUUGUCUCUAGGUCGCAUACCAAUCCCACAACCAAGCAUACCAACCUCAAGAAAAAGGACAUACCAACCCCACAACCCAUACCAAACCUCACAACAGGCAUACCAACCUCACGACCACCAACCUCACAAAAAAAGGACACACCAACCCCACAACCAGGCAUACCAACCCCACAACCAGGCAUACCAACCCCACAACCAUGUAUACCAAUCUCACAAAAAAAGGACAUACAAACCCCACAUCCAGGCAUACCAACCUCACGAAAAAAACAUCACAACCUCACGACAAAGUACAACUCACGACAAAGAAAUUCACAACUCACGAAAAGACAUUCACAACCCCACAACCAGGCAUACCAACCCCACAACCAGGCAUACCAACCUCACAAAAAAGGACACACCAACCCCACAAUCAGGCAUACCAAUCCCAAGACCAGGCAACUCACGAAAAAGGACAUACCAAAGGCACGAAAAGGUCAUACCAACCCCACAACCAGGCAUACCAACCUCACAAAAAAUGACAUACCAACCCACAACCAGGCAACAACCCACAACCAGGCAUACAACCACAAAGGCUACCAACCUCACAAAAAGGGCAUACCACCCACAACAGGCAUACCAAACCCCACAACCAGCAUACCAACCCCACAACCAGGCAAACAACCCCAACCAGGCAUACAACCUCACAAAAAAUGA
This is a messenger RNA of Penaeus vannamei (Pacific white shrimp), 792 nucleotides long. Lineage: Eukaryota; Metazoa; Arthropoda; Malacostraca; Decapoda; Penaeidae. The record is from RefSeq and is a predicted model, not a curated record.